Molecule: messenger RNA, 651 nt
Organism: Balaenoptera musculus (blue whale)
Lineage: Eukaryota; Metazoa; Chordata; Mammalia; Artiodactyla; Balaenopteridae
Gene: SMIM9
Product: small integral membrane protein 9
Exons: 6
Coding region: 81-437 (118 amino acids)
Source: RefSeq, a predicted model, not a curated record
CAGGGUUUGGCCUGAACAACUUAAAGAGUUUCCACUAAUUGAGCUGGAAAAGCCCGAAGGGGGAUGUGGUUUAGGAGGGGAUGUCAGACAGAGCUGCCUUGGGACAAGCCAAGGAAAAAGCCAUCUCCCCUCGGUGCAGGCCCUCGGGAGAGCCCAUGGAACCCCCGAAACUGCUGUGCUCUCUGACUUGCCUCUUGUUGGAAACUGUCGCUUUGUCUCUGUCACCUUUAUCUGCCUUCGGAAUACAAGACCAGGAUGGAUUGGAACCACGCUCAAGGGAAACUUCCAGGUCCUGGCUGAGCAACUUCAGUGAUUACCUGUGGGAUCUCAUCAGGAGCUCCAUCCCUACAGCUGCCAUUUUUGCUUUUCUGAUCAUUUCAGCAAUCAUGGGGACCCUCUGCUGCCUCACUAUCCUCAUAGGUGAACCAGUCCAGUGAAGUACUAGAAGAUUCCAAGAGAGUGCAGAGUGUGCUAUUUGUGUGCAUUGAGGAAGUAUCUAUCAGGGUCAUCUCAGUUGCCAUGUUGAGAAGGUCAGAAGCAGGGAGACCAGCCGGGAGGUUUACCGAAAUCCAGUGUACAAGUGCAAGAGUUCCUCUGAAGACUAUCACACUGUGACUGACUUUCUGAGUCAAAGGCACCAAUUAUUAAAUA